AUGGAUAACAGUCGACCUCUUUCGCGCACCAGUCGGCAUAGCUCGACCCCCAUGCCUUUCGAAUCCCCUCCGCUAGGCGGACAUCUCUCCAUCGCCAAGCAUAGGAGCUCGAAAUCCUGCAGUGAUGCGCCAGUACGACUUCCUCCCUGGAGCCGGGACGUAGACGUGACUUUUCACAAGGAUCCGCUGGUGAUGAGAAUCGCUGAGAGAUCACGGCAAAACCUUGAAGCCUCUGUCAAUACGAAAGCAGCGGAGCAUCUGCUCAAGAAACAGAGGAAAGUUCGACGCGAGUUUGGGAAUGUCGAGUCGCUGACUUACGCUGCUAUUAUCUCCAUUCUCAACUACAAGGAGAGACGCGGAGAGCCUGAGGAUGAGCCAUUUCGCAAAGUGAUCGGGGGCCUUUAUUUAUUGCAUGGCCUCCAAGAGCCUAUGGGACCAAAGAAUGAGUCUCAUGACCUUUUUGACCUUCCUGAGAGAGUCCGCCGGCGGAUAUGGAGCUAUGUUGUACUCGAUGGACAAAAGAAACCGAGGAAGCCCGUUCGACUGCAGCCUUUCAAUGCUUUUCUCAAAGAUGUAUGGCUGAGCGACGACUUCUAUACGACCCGUGAUCUCUUUCAACCUAUUCGGGGUGCAUUAUCGGCCUGUUCUGCCAUGCGGGUGGAUCUGAUGGCGUACAUUCUUGCCACACAUCGCUUCCACUUCACCUUCUCACCAUACGUAAGAGAUAAGACAUGUCCCGAGUUCUUCCAUUGGAUGUACCGGUAUAGCCACCUGAUGCAGUUGAUGAUCAUUGAAUUGGAUCUCAGCAGGCUUGAGUUUGGAGCUGAUGCAGCAGCCAUUGGACUAUCUGAGGGAAGUCCACAUGUCGACAAGCUCGUCGCGGAAUUUGUCGAAAUUCAGCUCGACGGCCGAAGUAUGCCGAUCCAAAGCCUCGUCCUUCUCGCACGCCGCUUCCAUGGCCAGCGUACUAAUAUGAUUAAGCCUGACUCCGAGAACGGAUCACCAGCGAAACCACGCGCAUACUGUUCUCCAAAUGCCGAGUUGGCGGCUGCGCGCCCACUAGUCCAGUUGGCCGGUCAAAUUAACACCCUCCGCAUCGCUGGCUUUAGCAGGCCCACGACCGACAAACUACUGGCUUGGUUAUUCCCUACUAUCGAGUACAAUGUCGAUAACCCGGACCUUUGGAACCACUGUCACCGUACGGAUAUCUGCACCAUCUGGCCCUUCCUGCCUGGUCAAGCUUCGGUCCACCGAGACACGCAGUUCGGAGCGGUACAGCCUACGGAGCCAUGUCUCGAGGUCGAGAGUGAGAAUACCGUCAUAACUACUACUUCGGCAAAGCGACAAAUAGCCAAGCUGAUGGAGUUGCUCCAGGCGAAUGAAGAGAAGCAACAAAGACGGCGAGAGGCCAAUGGAAAGAGGAGGCAGCAACGCGAAAGUGGGGAGAGCAACGACACCAUGGAAGAGGGGAGAGGUAUUAUUCAAGCGAGCUCAGGAUCGUGGACCACGCGAGGCGCGCGGGCUUAUAGUAGAAAUUCAAGUUUUGAGGGCGGUCCCAAGCAUCCCGGUGGCAUCCCCAGGGCCAGCAUUGACAGCAAGCAGAGUUCACGUAUUCACAGCAGGAACGUGAGCACGGAGGAGCAUAAGCGCAUUGGCAGCGUUUUCCAGGGCGGUAUAGAGAGCAGCCCAAGUUCACGCAUCCACAGCAGACAGAACAGUGGGGGCCAAAGGCAAUUCAGCGAAUCAAGUGGCAUACAGACCCGGGACUUCGCCGAGGAGCAUCGGCGCGCCAGAAAUAUCAGCAGAGCUAGCGAUAGGACCCAGUCAACAUCACACACGCAUAGCCGCAACGUAAGCGGCGGCGACGAGAACAAGCGCCUUAGUAAGGCGAGUGCCAGAAGCACCGCGAGUACGCAAAGUGCCCAGAGCGCGUACAGCACGCCAAGUGCGGAUUCGGCCCUGGGGCUCGAUAUGACGGUCCAGAAGCGGUCCAGGUCCAGGAGCCUGGGGACGAAGAGAAGCUUCAGGAACCUGCUGAGAAGGUCAUCGCGGUCACGAGAGACCAGUCUGGAGCCGGAGUAUGUCCCGGACUUUGAUUUUGUGAUACCCAAGGCCUACCAGAGUGGACCUAUUUAG
Molecule: messenger RNA, 2136 nt
Organism: Pseudomassariella vexata
Lineage: Eukaryota; Fungi; Ascomycota; Sordariomycetes; Amphisphaeriales; Pseudomassariaceae
Exons: 3
Coding region: 1-2136 (711 amino acids)
Source: RefSeq, a predicted model, not a curated record